Molecule: messenger RNA, 2901 nt
Organism: Daktulosphaira vitifoliae (grape phylloxera)
Lineage: Eukaryota; Metazoa; Arthropoda; Insecta; Hemiptera; Phylloxeridae
Product: ankyrin repeat domain-containing protein 13D
Exons: 12
Coding region: 198-2009 (603 amino acids)
Cellular component (GO): cytoplasm
Molecular function (GO): protein binding
Source: RefSeq, a predicted model, not a curated record
CCUAAGGAAGUUUGGGUUCACCUGAAGUAUAUUUUUUGUUUUCUGUUAUAUUUUUAUUUAAGUUUGAAUUUUACAAAUAAUUAGUUUUUUAAAUAAAAUUAUUUUUAUAAAAACUACGUCAUUGAUUAUUUUUACUGUAAUGAAAAACAUAUGCUAGUCAAUUUUUGGUUUCUAAAUUGCAAAUAAUAACAUCAAUUAUGUCUGAUGAAAGAUCACAAAGUUCUCCUGAUCGAUGGGAGGUUCGAGCUAGAAUUAAUUAUCCUUUGCAUUAUCUUAUUUGGCUGCAUGAGUAUAAGAUGCUAGAAGAAAGACUUAAUUUGAUUAAAUUAGACGAAAAUUCCGCCUUAAAUGAACUUGAAAAGUUAGAUCCUAGAGGACGAACACCACUGAUGUUAGCUAUUACAUUGGGAGACAUAAUUGCUAUUCAAAUUUUAAUAAACCAAGGUGCAAAUGUAAAUACAAAAAAUGAAGAAGGAUGGACAGCUUUACAAGAAGCAAUUGCUACAGGUGAUUCCGAUAUUGUUCAACUCGUUAUGGAACAUAGAGAUUACCAACGUCAUUCAAGUAGGGCUUCAGGUAUCUCUAAAUUAUUAAAGCUACUAGAAGAAUCACCAGAUUUUUAUGUUGAAAUGAAAUGGGAAUUUAUUAGUUGGGUUCCAUUGGUAUCAAGGAUGUGUCCAAGUGAUACUUAUAAAAUUUUUAAACAAGGAUCAAAAGUUAGAAUUGAUACAACAUUGUUGGGAAUUGAUCAGGGUAACUGGGAACGUGGAAAUUUAAGUUAUAUUUUUUUAGGUCAAAACCAAUCAGCAACUUUUCUUGAAGUGGAUCAUGAAUCACACAGGGUAUAUGUUGAGGAAAUCCAAAUGUUUCCUUUAGAACAGGGACUUGAAGUAAUGCGACCAUCUGAUGAUACUGUGUCUAGUCGUUUAUCUACCCCAAUUGUUAGUUUUGAUAUAGAUACAAAAAAAAUAAGUUUUGAAAGAAAUAAAAGUGGUAUUUGGGGUUGGAGACAAGAUAAAGUAGAAGUAAUUAAUGGUUAUAAUUGUAAAGUUUUUAAUGCAAGUAAUGUGGAGUUUGUUACCAAAUCAAGAACUGAACACAUGGCUGAAGUUGAUAAAAUUAAGCUAAGUAAUAGUAAAAAUCCUAUACAAUCAAUUUUAGGUACUAGCGAAGAAAAAUGUCCAGAUAAAUCAGAAUUUCAAGUCACUAUGGAUGAAUAUUUCAAUGAAUUCCUUGAUAUUAAAGGAAAAUAUUUACGUAGACCAAUAGAGCAAACUACUAAAGUCACAAAAAUAAAGGCUAAUUUAUGGCUGUGUGAAGAUUAUCCUCUUAGUUUAAAAGAACAAAUAAUGCCUAUUGUUGAUUUGAUGGCCAUAACUAGUUCACAUUUUGCAAAGUUAAAAGAUUUUAUAGAAAUGCAACUUCCAUCAGGCUUUCCUGUAAAAAUUGAAAUACCUUUAUAUCAUAUUUCCAAUGCUCAAAUUACAUUUGGUAAUUUGUAUGCUGCUGAUAAAAGUGUUGAAGGUAUACAGAUAUUAGACUCUGAUGGCAAAAUGUUUUGUGUGGUUGAAGAUUCAGUUUUUGUUCCUCCUAGGAAUUACACUGUCUUGGGCACAGAACAAAGGCGCCAAAUAAAUGUUGAUAAUGAUGAAGAAUUACUUCAAUUUGCAGUGAAACAAAGUUUAUUAGAAUCUGGUACUGAAGAAGAACAGGUAGACAUUUGGGAAGCAUUACAAGUUCAAAGACCAAAUACACCUAAUGAUCUCUAUUUAGAUCCAGCUGAAGAAGAAUUACAAAGAGCAAUUCAUGCAAGUUUGAUUGACUACACAUUUGUACCUGCAUUGGAAAAUUCUAACUUGUUGAGUGAAUCAUUAUCUAAUGAUGUAGACACAGAUCUUAAUGCAGUACUACAAAUAUCAAUGGAAGAAAAAAGGCAAGCUGAGUUACAAAUGCGACAAGAAGAGGAAAUAUUAGAAAAAAUAUUGCAAUUAUCUUUAACUGAAAAAUAAGAUAUCUUUUAAUAUGAAUGCCUUCUUCAUUUAUUCUUCAAUGUCCUUAUAAUUAUUUUAUUUUAUUUCAUUGAAGGUUAAAAUAGUUGUAUGGUAACAAUUUCAUAAUAAUUCCUAUAUUAUCUUUAUUUAAUACAAGAUAAGUGUUAAUUUUAUUUUUAUACUAAAAAUAGUUAGUAUGUUAUUUAUUUUUAUAACAGUUAUAAUUUUUGAGAAUUUGAAAACGCAAAUUCAGUACGUUAUGAUACCUCGCGACAAGAAAUAUGCUUAAAACAUAUUCAAAUUAAAGUUAUAGAAUAUACGUAAAUGAUAAAACUUUACACUUUUAAUAACUUGACGAUUUUAAUAAUUAUUUAUCAGUCAAUACUAUUUAUUAAUAAUAAUAAUUUUAUGAACUCUUAGUAUUAGUUUGUGUUGAUAUUCAGAAAUAGUUAGCUUUUGAUUCUUAUUUUUUUUAUUAAAUUGUUUGUACUAUUCAGUGUAGUUAACUGUAUAGUGAAUCUUUUUUGAACAUUUCAAUUAAUUGAUAAACUUAUAUUUUUUGAAAUAACUCAAAUAAAUAAAUGAUUUCUUGGACAAAGAGAAUUAAUGAAAUACUUGUAGAUAGUAGAGCAUAUAUAAUUAAUAAUUAUUUUACUAAUUUUAUCACUUCAGUUAUGUUUAUACAUAGAAAUUUUGAUUUUCUACACAAAAAAAUGUAGUCAUUUAAAUUAUUUUUUGUCAUAUAUACAGAUUUUGACAAAUCUAACAACUUUUGAUCUACUAGAAUCUAGUAAAAUAUCUAGUAACUAGAUAUUGUAUGUUACUUUUUUAAACAUAAUUUAUGUUUUUUAUAUGCUUUCUUAGACCAUGUUUAAAUCAUAUUUUUAUUAUUUGUUUUUAAUAAUAAAAA